ACUAACUCGGCUUCCUGACCUGGCUAGCCUGCAGGGCUUCACUAAACUGUCACAUUUUUCUGCAGAAGACUGUAAAGUGUCGCAUGUUUGUAGUAAUGACACAGUGUUUGUUUGUCGUUGAUGCCACUUACUCCAUGUCCUCUUUCUUCUUCAUCUAGCGGGAGGUGCACCCUACAAUUAUGGAGUUUUGAAAAGAAGAGUGGGAGUUUUGAGGGGGAAGGGGGCCUUUCCCCUCAAGUUUGAUGAUUGGACUCCUGAAUUAGAAGGUCAGGGCUUUGUGACGUUGUUGCCUUUUGUAAAAAAAAGCAGAGGAAAAUCUAUUUUUGUAAAAACUGAAAUGUACAUGUUUGUAUAAAACACAAGAAGACGUUUUGUAUUUAUUGAAAUCCUAAUGCCAAUGUAUGCUGCAAGCACCUUAGUUUGUGUUCAGGUCUUGGCCGAAAUGGUGGACUGAAACAAGUCACACAGAGGCUCUGGGGUCGCUAGGGUGCAGUGGAACCUCAACACAAGCACAAUUCUAGCACUCCGAACCAUCUCGACCUUUUGUUGAUGAAACUUCUUUUUUUCUUUAUGCAUCUUUUGCCUCUUAAAGAGCAUCUCUAGUUGUGUGUUUUUUUUGUUUGUUAUCUGAUAUAUUGUUUUUGGUUUAUUUGCACUAGUUAGUGGUUCUGUCAGAUAGACUUUGUGAAACAUAAGGGAGUGUGAAGUUAGUGUGAAGGUCAGUAUGAGUUUGACACCACUGAACUGCACCCACAAAUGCCGCUCACUGCAGCAUGCUGAGAACAUUGUGGCAGCUCUGACGAGUGGCUCUGAUGGGCAGUUAAGGGCAUUCUUGUCUUCAUACUGUCACAAUGUGGGCACUUUGCGGGAUGAGUUUGGCCGCACAGCCCUGCAUAUGGCCGCCUCAGUGGGCAAGAAGGUCCUGCUGGAGUGGCUGUUGGAGAAUAAGAAUGCUGACCUGAUGGUGAAGGACAAGGAAUCAGGCUGGACCCCAUUGCAUCGCAGCACCUUCUAUGGACAGAUCCACUGUCUCAUAUCCCUAAUCAAGCAUGGCGGCCUUCUCUCCACUCAAGACAAGGAUGGACUGUCUGUUCUGGACCUGACAAUGAAGGACCGACCAUCUCAUGUUGUGUUCAAAAAAUCUGAUCCAACUGAAGUAUACACAUGGGGGAACAACACUAAUUUCAGUCUGGGCCAUGGUAAUCAGGAGAGCCGGCAGCACCCUGAGCUUGUGGAUGUGUUUGCCAGGACUGGAGUUUACAUCAAGCAGGUGGUCCUGUGUAAAUUCCAUUCUGUGUUCCUGUCUCAGAAAGGCCAGGUAUUCACCUGUGGCCAUGGACAAGGAGGACGACUUGGCCACGGGGAUGAACAAACUUAUCUGGUUCCUCGGAUGGUAGAGGGUCUCAUGUCCCACCACUGCUCGCAAGUGGCAGCGGCUAAGGACCACACUGUGGUUCUGACAGAAGAAGGAUACGUUUACACUUUUGGCCUCAACACCUUCCAUCAGCUUGGCCUUUCUCCUCCUCCGACUUCAGCAAAUGUCCCUAAACAGGUGUUUUCCAAGAUGCUGAAAGGGAGGACAAUUAUUGGAGUUGCAGCAGGAAGGUUCCACACUGUUCUGUGGACCAGGGAGGCUGUCUAUACAAUGGGACUAAAUGGAGGCCAGCUGGGUUACCUCUUGGAUCCAAAUGGGGAGAAGUGUGUGACUGCCCCACGGCAAGUAUCAGCCCUGCACCACAAAGAUGUUACCAUUGCUGUGGCAGCAGCUAGUAAUGGAGCAACAGUAGUGGUGACGGAGAGGGGGGAUGUCUACUUGUUGGCUGACUACCAGUGCAAGAAAAUUGCUUCAAGGCAGCUCAACAUUAAGAAGGUUGUGGUCAGUGGCGGCAGUCUGGACCACCGUGUGGACCCACAGAUCCUGAAUGAGGGAGGAGGGGAAAAAGCAGUCAUCUUGGCAUUAGAUGAAGCUGGGAGGGUGUUUUGCUGGCGCUCCUCUGGCAGCUCAGUGAGACAGUGCCGGUGGGCGUACGGACGUCAGGUUUUCAUGUCGGACAUAGCUCUCAGCAAAAACAGCAUGAUGUUUGUGACUCAGGAGGGUGAGGGCUUCAGUGGCGUGUGGGCUGGAGAGUAUAAGAAAUCUGGUGAGAAGAAAGAGGUCAGUUUAGAGGUUUGUGGCCAUUCAGAUGCCGGGACAACAUAUGAACGAAUCCGCUUGGAGAGACUCCCGUAUGUCCACAGAGCUGUCUGCGUCACCAUGGACUCGAAUGGCCGAAAUUUUGGAGUGCUUCAGGCUGACCCCAAAACAAGCUUGUAUGAGAUCCCCAGCAUUUCUCCAUCCUCUUUUUCCCAAAACUUCCGGAGCAUUCUGGAAGAGGCAGAUGAAAUGGACAGCAUCCAUGAUGUGACGCUUCAGGCCGCUAAUCACACCUUCCCAGCUCACAAGUACAUCUUAUCCAUGAGGUCAGAGUUUUUCCGGAAGCAGUUCAUGUCCACACAUUGUAGGGUUGAUGAGGAACUUGAUACAGAUCUGAAGAGGAGCGAAGAUGCUGUAGGCUGCAGUCUACUCAUUUUUGAAAAAAUCCCACCCGACAUGCUGGAAUAUGCCCUCAACUUCAUCUACACUGACUCCUGUGAGCUUCUGGUGCAUGGGACGCGUCCAAGGGUUUCAGGGGCUUUGGCAGCACAUAACCAGGAUUCUGAGCAGGAGAGGCUUAUCAGUAGCCUGCAGGACUUGGGCCUGAGCGGUUGUUCAGCUCUUGAGGUGUAUCGCUCCCUUCCUACUGCACCCAAUGGAGAUGGUGACAAGGCCAAGAGCAAGGGAUCCAAGCCUGGCAAGAAGAGUAAAGGAGGCAAAGGUGAUAAGGCCGGAGCCAACGAAGGAGGAGGAGCCAACCCUGUGAAAACCUUGCAGGGUGUUGCAAAGAAGCUCGGCCUGGGGAGCCUGGCUGCACGACUUGAUGCAGUAAAAUAUGAACAUGGAAAAAUCAAUGUCACCAAUAAGAAAACUGGCAACAAAUUCAAAUUCUGCCAGAAGAAAUGCUCAUACCUGUGUGAUGUUACUCUGAAAUCUGAAGAUGGCAAAGAGUUUCCUUGUCACAAAAGUGUCCUCUGUGCAAGACUAGAAUAUUUCAACAGUAUGCUUGGAAACCCCUGGAUUGAGGCCACAUCCUGUAAUGCACUGGAAAUGCCUAUCACUUCAGAGAUUCUGCAGGUCAUUCUCGAGUAUAUCUACACAGAUGAGUCUCCUUCCAUUAAAGAGUCUUUGAAUGUAGAGUUUCUCUGCAGUGUACUGGUUGUGGCUGACCAGCUGCUUAUCACACGGCUUAAGGAAAUUUGCGAGGUCGUCAUCACUGAGAAUUUGACUCUAAAGAAUGCUGCAGAGCUGCUGGAAUUUGCCACCAUGUACAAUGCAGAGCAGCUCAAACUCUCCUGUCUUCAGUUUAUUGUGCUCAACAUGGCUGCCCUGUUGGAGUCAAAAGCCCUGGAUAUUCUCAGUGAUGAGGUGCUUGAGGAUCUGUCUGCAGAAUACAGGCGAAUGAUUCCAGCCAUGCAAAAAAGAAUUAUCACUCCGUAUCAUGGAAUUCCAGAUCUCAGUGUGUAUGGGGAUGAAGAUUUGGACUUAGCUUUUAGCCCCAAACCAGAGACUGUAUUGGAUCAGUCAUCCAGAGAUGUCUUGUUAAAGAAAGCCAAGAUGAAGGCUAAAAAGAAACCAAGGCGUCGAUCUGACAGCUCAGGGGGCUACACUCUCUCCGAUAUCAUCCAGAGCCCCCCUGCUACAGCAGUGUCUCAGUGCCUGAUGAAGGCAGGCAAAGCUAACUCGACAGAAUCUCUGCAGGAGCUUCUCACAUCAGACUCGGAGAGCAGCUGCAUCGGGCUUGGCAGUCCUCGAGACAUUCAGUCACCAGUCUUCAAUGACAGAGCUGAGGAAGAGAAAGAUUUCAGUCAGGGGCUAAAGACUCCGCCUAGCACCCCAAAUUCUCAGAGAAAUGGUCUCCCACCUCCCCCCAAAUCUGCCUCACAAAUCAUCCCUAAGGUCCUGCCCUGUCCCGCUAAUCCAACCCCUGUCUUGGAUCUGAGAACCAUCAUGGACAUGGAAGCCAAUUCUCUGAUGACUCUCGGAGCAACUCCUAAAAGCCCUGGAAGCACGAGCAUGAAGCACUCCCCUGUUCCUACUAAACUGUCCCAGAAGCAGAGGAAGAUGCUGGCCAUGGCCAACAAGGAAGCCAGUGUGGAGUCUACAGCAUCCAAACCAACCCCCACAGUUACCCCAUCCAAAAGCAGUGGAAAGGCCUGGGCAACAGCAGCUCAGUCCCCUCCCUCCUCAUGCUCAUUUCGGGCACUGCUAGAGGAGGAGAAUCGCCUGAUCCGACUGGGACAAACAGGAACACAGAAGAGCCAAGAUGCUCCAACUUCACCCGUCACUCCCACCACUGCUGCCAGAAGAGUCACGUUCAAAUGUGAAAGCAGCGAGACAGAGAAGCUUGCUGGGCCCUGGGUGCUGGGUGCAGCGGGCAGCCCUCCUCUCUGCUCCCGCAUGACCUUCGCCUCCAUCGUGGAGGAAGAGAAGAAGCAGGAAGCUGCAUUGAUCCGCAGCCGAGAGAAGCCGCUGGCACUCAUCCAGAUUGAAGAGCGCGCCAUCCAAGACCUUCUCUUCCAUUACAAUGCGUGUGACAACCCUGAUGAGCUGAUAGUGGUGGAGAGGUCUUCCAAAGGUCCCAUGGCAGCCCCAACCUGGCAGAAACACUGAUGUUUAACCGCUCAGCCACGACAUGCCAUGAAGAACCAAACCAAGGAUAUUUAGCUGAAUCCUGUGUUCCCGUCUGUAUAUGAUAUUGCUAAGAAGAAUCUGAGAAGUUCAUCACUGGAGCUGUGUAUUUUAUUAAUUAAUAUUCUAGGAUGCUAUGCCCACACACAUUUUUACAUGUGUAUGUAUGCAUAUGUGAAACAACAUUGUUCCAAAUGUCUUUUCUAAAUUGGACUGUUUUGUUAUGAAUAAUUAAUAUUACGGUUUGGUUAGUCAGAAUUUCAUGUGUACAGUACAAUGCAGUGGAAUUGAAGUGGACUUAGUAUUUUUUUUUUUUCUUAAGUGAUUUUAGCCAGUUUAUUUAGCAGUUUUAACCUCUUUUAUCCUAUUUCAAUUAUGUUUCCAUACACAUUGAACCAGACAGGUGUUUUCUUUGAUAAGGCUUACAGUUAUUUAGUUAGGUGAGCCUAUCCUCAUUCUUAGAGUUAUCUCUAAAAUCACAUUCUUCUGAUUCUUCUUAACUAUUAUCAGCCUAUUGCUGUUAUGAGCCAUUCUAUUUCGAAGAAAUCAUAAUCUGUUUGUCUUUAAUUAGUUCCACAAUUUUUCCAUGCCACAUCCCACCCCGGCAAAAUCAGAAAUUCCACUCAGGUUGGAAAUGACUGCUGUAGAUCACAUAGUUUAGCAGAGAGGGCCAUGACACAGCAUACUCUUCCUGUGGAGAGAUGCUGGUGGAUAAGGCUCUGGCCAUCAAGGCUUCCUGUCAGGCAGAUGGGAAAGUCAUAGGGCUGUUCUCCAGACAAUGAGGAUGACUUCACUAUUAAUUUGUUUAUGGGGAAAAAAAGGGGGGAUUGUACCAGACACUCUAUGGAAAUCGCCCUAUGUCUUCCAAACUGCAGCGAGGAGAGUGCCAAGGCAAAAAUGAAGCGGAGUCAAACACCCAUUUAUGAAUGAUUUCAUCAUUCAUCAGGCAGCGUGUCUGUGCUGUCUGUUAGGGUUUUGUGAGCGUAAAUGAUUCUUAAUUUCUGUACCAAACGGAUACAAAUCCAGGAAGUGAAAAUAGUGCAUUUUUAGGGCAUAAAAAUACUUUUGACAAGUAAUAUUCUUGAAAAAUAAUCCUUAUAUCCUUCUGUGUUUGUGUAGUUUGGUAAGUAGCAAGUUGGAACCUGUUGAUUCAAGGUUUAAUUGAAAUUUUUUGAAACUUUCCUUUGACUGAAAUAAAUAAAACAGCAAAAUGUG
Solea senegalensis (Senegalese sole) is the source of this 5980-nucleotide messenger RNA. RefSeq names its product inhibitor of Bruton agammaglobulinemia tyrosine kinase (gene ibtk). Gene Ontology annotation, cellular component: nucleoplasm; cytoplasm. Gene Ontology annotation, biological process: negative regulation of protein phosphorylation. The record is from RefSeq and is a predicted model, not a curated record. The coding region runs from base 725 to 4747 and encodes 1340 amino acids. NCBI's taxonomy places the organism in Eukaryota, Metazoa, Chordata, Actinopteri, Pleuronectiformes, Soleidae. Gene Ontology annotation, molecular function: protein kinase binding; protein tyrosine kinase inhibitor activity. The transcript is spliced from 30 exons.